Messenger RNA from Marmota flaviventris (yellow-bellied marmot), 970 nucleotides. RefSeq names its product sulfotransferase 1A1-like. The record is from RefSeq and is a predicted model, not a curated record. Gene Ontology annotation, molecular function: sulfotransferase activity. NCBI's taxonomy places the organism in Eukaryota, Metazoa, Chordata, Mammalia, Rodentia, Sciuridae.
AUGGAGCGGGUCCAGGAUAUCUACCGCCAGCCGCUGGUCAAUGUGAAGGGGGUCCCGCUGAUCAAGUACAUUGGAGAGAUGGUGGAGUCAAUUCAGAGCUUCCAAGCCUGGCCUGAUGACGUGCUCAUCAGCAACUUUCCCAAGUCUGGUAGCACAUGGGUAACUGAGAUCAUGGAAAUGAUCUACCAGGGUGGUAGCCUAGAGAAGUGUCACCGGGCCCCAAUUUAUGAACGGGUGCCUAUCCUUGAGUUGAAAUGGCCAGGGCUUUCCACAGGUAUAGAAAUUUUGAAAGAUACACCUGCCCCUCGGCUCCUCAGAACACACUUGCAACUGACCCUGCUUCCCCAAAGUUUUCUGGAUCAGAAGGUGAAGGUGAUCUAUGUUGCCCGCAACGCAAAGGACGUGGCUGUCUCCUUUUACAACUUCUACAAAAUGGCCAAGGGACACCCUGAACCUGGUACUUGGGACAACUUCCUGGAGAAGUUCAUGGAUGGACAAGUGUCCUUUGGGUCAUGGUACCAGCAUGUGCUGGAGUGGGGGGAGCUGAGCUGCACCCACCCUGUGCUCUACCUCUUCUAUGAAGAGCUGAAGGAGAACCCCAAAAGGGAGAUUAAAAAGAUCCUGGAGUUUCUGGGGCGCUCCCUGUCAGAGGAGACAGUGGAUCACAUCGUCCAGCACACAUCCUUCAAGGAGAUGAAGAAGAAUCCCAUGGCUAACUACACCACCAUACCAACUGAGAUAAUGGACCACAGUGUUUCUCCCUUCAUGAGGAAAGGCAUCGUGGGGGACUGGAAAUUUGUCUUCACUGUGGCCCAGAAUGAGCGCUUUGACGCCCACUAUGCUAAGAAGAUGGCAGGCUGCAAGUUCAACUUCCUUUGGCAGCUCUGAGUGGUGUCGUGGGGAGCCACUGCAGGGGGAGCAUGGGCACAAGCCUGACCCAUGACCUCAGGAAUAAAACAUGAUGUGUCCA